AUGGGUGGUGGUGCAUGGCCGUUCUUAGUUGGUGGAGCGAUUUGUCUGGGUCUUAGUCAGAAGAUACAAGAAGAAGUGGAGUUAAGUGGAAGUCAGAAACUUGUAGAACUUGAGACUGAAGCAUAUCUGAGACUGAAGACUAUCUGUGACGAAUUUCAAUCAACGAAGGUGGAGAUGGAAUAUGAUAUUGUGCUUCUGAACGAGUGUGAAAUAACUGCAGUUGUGACACCCGUCACCCGGACUCCCGAGAAACGACGGCGUAUCAAGACAUCCGUUAACUUAACCAGCUUUAACUGCGAUGCCAUAACCAUGGUCCCAAAUCCAAGAUGUUCUUAA
Molecule: messenger RNA, 336 nt
Organism: Microthlaspi erraticum
Lineage: Eukaryota; Viridiplantae; Streptophyta; Magnoliopsida; Brassicales; Brassicaceae
Source: the annotation of a GenBank genome assembly